Anneissia japonica is the source of this 603-nucleotide messenger RNA. Its product is annotated as histone H1-delta-like. The transcript has a single exon. Gene Ontology annotation, cellular component: nucleus; nucleosome. The record is from RefSeq and is a predicted model, not a curated record. Bases 1 to 603 code for a protein of 200 amino acids. Lineage: Eukaryota; Metazoa; Echinodermata; Crinoidea; Comatulida; Comatulidae. Gene Ontology annotation, biological process: chromosome condensation; nucleosome assembly; negative regulation of DNA recombination. Gene Ontology annotation, molecular function: double-stranded DNA binding; nucleosomal DNA binding; structural constituent of chromatin.
AUGAUGUCUUCACCGAGAAAGAGUCCCAAGAAAGCCAAGGCGAGAAAGCCUAAACGAGCCAGUUCUCAUCCAGCGUAUAGUGCAAUGAUUGCUGCCGCAAUCGGAGCAUUAAAAGAACGUGGUGGUUCCUCCCGUCAGGCUAUCGCCAAAUAUAUCCAGGCCAAUUACAAGGUGGACAGCAACAUGAAUACUCAUCUCAAGAUGGCACUGAAGCGAGGAGUUGCCAGUGGCAAGUUCGUCCACGCCAAGGGCGUUGGAGCCAGCGGUUCCUUCAAGCUAAAUGUAUCAGCAGCAAAGGCUGCUGCUGCUGCCAGAGCAAAGAAAGAAAAAGCAAGGAAGAGGGCUGCACAGGCUAAACUCAAAGCUGCAGCAAAGAAGGCCGCUAAAAAAGCAAAGAAAGCUGCAAAGAAGUCCAAGCCAAAGACAAAGAAAAAGGCAGCUAAGAAGGCGAAGAAAGCUAAAUCUCCGGCAAAGAAGGCCAAAAAACCGAAGAAGGCUGCCAAAAAGAAAGUUGCCAAGAAGUCAUCACCAAAGAAAGGCCCCAAGCAGAGGAAAAGGGCAAAGACAGCAAGGAAAUCUCCAAAGAAGGCUGCAAAGAAGUAA